Messenger RNA from Candidula unifasciata, 546 nucleotides. The record is from the annotation of a GenBank genome assembly. NCBI's taxonomy places the organism in Eukaryota, Metazoa, Mollusca, Gastropoda, Stylommatophora, Geomitridae.
AUGACAUUAGACGCUCUCAAACAACUAAACAUUCCAUUUAUAUUUCAGCAACGGAAUGUCAAGUUGGAUUUUAUCAACGGUGGGAAUGGUAUCAAAAACCCACUGCUGAGUACGGAGUUUGCCGACAAUAAACUUGGACUAGUUACCAGCAACUGCUCACUGCCAUGCCCCGUGUGUAAUCUCACCUUUGAUCUGGCCAAGCAUUUGCAGAGACAUCUCAAGACACAUCGAGAGAUUAAACGCUUCCUAUGUUCUUUCUGUGGAAAGGGAUUCAACGAUACGUUUGAUCUGAAGCGACACACACGAACUCACACAGGCGUGAAACCCUACAAAUGCAGCCAGUGCGAGAAAGCCUUCACACAGCGAUGCUCUUUGGAGUCACACGGCCGGAAAAUCCACGGACAGAGGGCCAAACUGUACGUGUGCGAGGUCUGCGGACACUCCACGGAUCUGGCCGAUGAACAUUACGCCCACAACCGGCACGUGCAUCCUUCGUCUCAGCUGAAGCGACGGGUCAAUCUCUUCAAUUCAUUAGCAACCAAGUAG